AUGACGUUAUUGUCAAAAGUAUUUAACAAUAGCUCGGAGCGGCUGCUGCUGCUGUUGACUUCUUCUCACUCGCGGAAGUUAACCCCCACAUCGUCACGCAGGUCGUCAUCAGCAUUAUCUCCAAUGAAUUCGGCUGCAUCCUACUCAUCAUCAAUAGCACCUACAAGGACAAAUACUGGUCGCAGUGCCAAAUCACUGAGCUUUCCCAGUACCUCACCUGCAUAUACCUUGUCUAUAGCACUUGAGUCACCUCCGAUUAUAUUAUAUGGUAGUCCCUCGGAGUCUACCGGUUUCAUCAUAUCUGGGCUACUAAGGUUGAUAACAACAAGUGAGAUUGAAUUGGAACGAGUCACGCUUACAUUGAGACAAACUAUGAGAUAUACGAAACCAUUUCUCAUUCCAAACUCAUCGACGAUAGCUAAUUGUGAAGAAUGUACUAACAAGACAGAAGAAUUGGCCCGUUGGGAUGUUUUAACCUCACAUUUCAAGUUCGCUCCAGGCAACCACGCCUAUCCAUUUUCACAUUUAUUGCCAGGAUCCCUACCUCCGACUUCAAAAUUAGGAUCGUCCAGCUCACACUCUUUUAUAAAAUAUGACUUAAUUGCGGAAGUCGUAGCUACCGAUACGGUGCAAGAUAAAAGACUAGUACUUCCUAUAAACAUAUCACGACUGACUUUAAGAGGACCAGACCGAAAUUCCUUGCGAGUUUUCCCUCCUACUGAAGUUACUGCAAGCGCCGUAUUACCAAAUGUUGUAUAUCCGAAGUCGACUUUCCCAAUUGAGCUUAAGUUGGACAAUUUAGUGAGUGCUUCACAGCAAAGGAGAUGGAGAAUGAGAAAAUUGGUGUGGAGAAUAGAGGAAAAUAUCAAAGUCAAAGCUCAUGUAUGUCAAAAGCAUGCAGGAAAACUUGACUCACUUGAAAAACUGUACAAGAAAUCACCACAAAAGAUUGAAAAGCCGUCAGGAAUGCAUCACAGUACUGUUCAAACAAAUGUGGCAUUCAUUUAUAGUCCAUCUACACAAUCUUCAAAUGAGCCAGUGUUGUUAGAAAAUGGAUUGCCUGAUAGUGUUCCCAUUGAUGAUGGAACUCAUGAUAUUGAGGAGACGGUGCGAACGGCACCUUCAAAUGUUCAUCAAAGUUUUCUUGAAGACUUUGGAGAUGCAUCAGCAAAUGUUGGUCCAGUAGAGAAUAGUGCCGGUAGUGCACUUACACCUCAACAAUCGAACCGUCCAACUGACGCGGAAAAACAUCUUUACAUGGAAGAAACUAGAACAAUAAAUUAUGGCGAGUUCAAGUCUGGUUGGAAAUCUGACUUUUCCGGUAGAGGACGAAUUGAAAUGGUGGCCAAUGUUUCUGCUAAUAGAUUAUCCACCGGUUCAAAUAAUCACAUCACCAAAGUUAGCACUGAUGACAAGGUUCUAGCCGAUAAUGACUUCAAGAAUGGGGCCAACAUAUCUUGUGAUAUCGAUGAUCCGACAUUGGGAGUCUUUGUUACACAUACAUUGAUUGUUGAAGUUGUUGUUGCUGAAGAAUUGGUUCACCACGUUGACCGUAGGAAUCCAAAUAAUCUUCACCCAACAAGUAGCAGAGACUCCGUCAAUCUCAGAAGAAGAUCAUCCUCGAGUUCGGCUCCUUCCAACCAAUCACCCAACUUGGCGCCUACCGCCUCAAACACUGCGGUAAAAAACAAUCAAUUGACGGGCGUUCCAACUGGAGCGGCACGUGUGUUGAGAAUGCAAUUCAAACUUCCCAUUACUGAAAGAUCAGGGCUUGGAAUUGCAUGGGAUGAUGAAGUUCCACCAACAUAUGAGGAUGUAAGGACGUUGAGUCCUCCCAAUUAUCAAGACCAAUCUGUGAAUAUAACACCUACUCUUGGGGCAUCAUCGGUACAGGAGAGAUCAACACCAAAUGUGUUGUAUGGUAGAGGAGAAACUCCCAUUGUAGGCAGUUUUGGGUUACAAGGACAAAAUCAGCAAAGCUUGGAUGGUAUGAUGGACAACAUGCAAGAACUUUCUAUAUAG
Lodderomyces orthopsilosis Co 90-125 is the source of this 2022-nucleotide messenger RNA. RefSeq lists its product as uncharacterized. The record is from RefSeq and is a predicted model, not a curated record. Bases 1 to 2022 code for a protein of 673 amino acids. NCBI's taxonomy places the organism in Eukaryota, Fungi, Ascomycota, Pichiomycetes, Serinales, Debaryomycetaceae. The transcript has a single exon. Gene Ontology annotation, biological process: ubiquitin-dependent endocytosis. Gene Ontology annotation, molecular function: protein-macromolecule adaptor activity; ubiquitin protein ligase binding. Gene Ontology annotation, cellular component: plasma membrane; cytosol; cytoplasm.